Messenger RNA from Dentiscutata erythropus, 248 nucleotides. The record is from the annotation of a GenBank genome assembly. Lineage: Eukaryota; Fungi; Glomeromycota; Glomeromycetes; Diversisporales; Gigasporaceae.
UUUUAUUAAAGCUAGUAGCUGAUAAAAACCUUCCAAAUGCUCAGCAUGAAUAUGCAUUAUCACUUUUAACUACUAAUGGAAAAAUAUUACCUGAUCUUAAAGAAGAAUUUCUUAAGUAUCUUAGCAAAGCAAAUGACAGAAAUUACAUUCCAUCUAUGUAUCUUUUAGAUAAAUUUUAUUAUAAUGAAGAAAAACAUUUAUUGAAAAAAGCUAGUAAGCUAGGAAGUAAUGAAGCAACAGAAUUAUAG